Molecule: messenger RNA, 1386 nt
Organism: Peronospora matthiolae
Lineage: Eukaryota; Oomycota; Peronosporomycetes; Peronosporales; Peronosporaceae
Source: the annotation of a GenBank genome assembly
AUGAGUGGUGACGCGGACAUGAUGGCAGAAACAAUGGGCUUCACGUCGUUUGGCCAGCUUCGUCGUCGCGGUCGUGUGAAGCAGGUUACAAGCGAGUCCAUCAAUGCACGAGGACUACCACAGCUGAUGCCCGGGACGGAGUUGGUAGACAAGUGCACCGAGUUGUCUGUAGACAGCAUUGAAAAGGGCCCCUAUGGCGUCGUGUCUCUUUUGUGCAGGGAUACGGACUUGGAUGCAAGGGAUCCGCUGGAUGCAGCCCUGGAUGGAACCGCGAGAGAGACAAGCGAUGCAGAAAAUUACGUCGUGCCGUACUCGUUGGUGCUGGACGACCUCGAGCAGGAAAAGCGCAAGUUUAACGGGAUGGAGCACGCGCAGUUUAUGCGUGCUCGCGGCUCGACAAAUGGGUUCGAGCCACUGGGAAGACAUCGGUUUUUGAAUCGUUCAGCUAUGAAGCUGGUGGCUUUGGACCAUGUUUUCCAGUGGACAUGCGGUGUGGUGGACCGUCGCGAACCGUUUAGUUUUGCGGAUGUUUGUGGAGGACCAGGAGGAUUCAGUGAGUAUUUAUUGUGGAGAAGUGCUUCUAGUGACGAGAAUGGGGAACGUGAGCACGACCGUGGUCAUCGUGGCUAUGGGAUAACGCUGAAAGACGCUGCAAAUGAAUGCGACUGGCGUCUACCUUCCAAGUACCGCAAAAUGUUCACGAGCUGCUACGGCGAGGAUGGCACGGGGAACGUUUAUUCGGUUGCAAAUGUUCACAAGUUCCGGGAUGUCGUACGGGCACGACAGCCAAGUGGCGUGGACUUGGUGGUGGCUGAUGGAGGGUUUCGAGAUGCUCGGUCGCAAUCCAACCAGGAAACCAUGAUGACUAGAUUGGUCGUAGCUGAAGUCAUCGCCAUGUUUGCGGUACUUCGCGUCGGUGGCGAUUUUGUCUGCAAGACGUUCGAGUUGACGACGCCGACGAUGCUGCAGAUUUGCUGGACGCUGCAUCAUUGUUUCGGACGCUUUGCAAUCGUGAAACCCAUUACCAGCCGCCCUGCGAGUUCCGAGCGAUACAUUGUUGCACGUGGUCUACGAGCAAGACGCUGCAUACCGAAGCUUGUCAAGAUCUUGGAAGAUCAAUUAUCUCACGCAGGCAGCGUGCACGCGAGCGAAGAGUAUCGCUUUCCUCCUUUCUUGCCGAAUAGCACUCCCAUGCGCGAAGAUACGGACUUUUACAAGUACAUGUCAACAGCAAAUGAAGCCAUUGCGAUAAGCCAAGUCCACGCGUGCAAAUGCAUCAACAAGUUUAGCACCAGGAGACACAAGAGGAAACGAUGUGAAGCUGGUGCAAGUAGCAUUGACCCCCACCAGUACUAUCGAUGCUGGCAUCUUGGCUCAAUGCCAUGA